Xyrauchen texanus (razorback sucker) is the source of this 2284-nucleotide messenger RNA. RefSeq names its product beta-1,3-galactosyltransferase 2-like. Lineage: Eukaryota; Metazoa; Chordata; Actinopteri; Cypriniformes; Catostomidae. Gene Ontology annotation, cellular component: membrane. Bases 33 to 1091 code for a protein of 352 amino acids. The transcript is spliced from 2 exons. The record is from RefSeq and is a predicted model, not a curated record. Gene Ontology annotation, molecular function: N-acetyl-beta-D-glucosaminide beta-(1,3)-galactosyltransferase activity.
UGACAAUGUGAAAUUCUCGUCAGAGCACAAAAAUGGUGCAGGAGAGUGGAGACAGUGAAGAAAGAAGUGGAUUUGAAUGGAGAUCUCCUCGUUUGUUUGUCUGCUACAUUUUGCUGGUCCUGUUGCUGUUUUACUACAUCGACUACUCUCAAUUCUCUGAAAAAUGGGCAACAACAAUUCGAUUAUUGCUUCCAGAGACAUUAACCUCUCAGACAACCAAGACGUCACUGGCCACAGGUGGAUCGUGGAAGCCCCCUGGACCAUAUUAUGUGGCUUACCCACACAAAUAUCAUUUUGUUAUAAAUGAGCCAAAGAAGUGCGAGCAGGAAAACACUUUUGUGUUAUUGAUAGUACCAGUAGCUCCGGGCAAUACGUUGAGUCGGAAUACCAUCCGUUCAACGUGGGGUACAGAGAAGUUAGUAGAGGGCAAAGUUGUGAGCCUGCUAUUUCUAUUAGGCCUGCCCAGCCCUAAAGAGAGAGAGAAGCUACAAAAAAGUUUGCUUCAGGAAAGUGAAAACUAUCAUGACAUCUUACAAAGCGAUUUCUUGGACAGCUACCACAAUCUCACGAUUAAGACUAUGGUGAUGCUCGAAUGGCUGACUGCUUCCUGCCAGAAUGCAUCAUAUGCAAUGAAAGUUGACUCUGACAUAUUUCUCAAUGUGAAAAUCUUAGUAAAUAUGCUUUUGUCUGCACCAAAAGAGAACUAUAUGACUGGACUCGUGACUAGGAGAGGAAUGGUAUUGAGAAACCCCCGCUCUAAAUGGUACCUUCCAAAAAAAGUUUUCGCUCCUGCUAUAUAUCCUCCCUACAUUAUGGGCUUGGCAUAUGUGUUCUCUUUAGACCUUCCAGAGAAGUUUGUUGAAGCAGCCCAGCAUGUCAAGGCAGUCUACAUAGAGGAUGUUUAUUUAGGAUUAUGCAUGAAGCAUUUAGGGAUUUCAGUAACUAAUCCAUCAGAUGUAGGCCUCUUUAAUGUCUACCCUGUAAAAUAUAACCGCUGUCUUUAUUCAAAACUCAUCGCCAUAACUACAAGAAGCUUGAGAGAACAAAUAGAGUUUUGGAAGGAUUUACAGACACCAGGUUCACCUUGUUAACGGCAGAUUGCGAAUAGGAAUUCUUUACAUUUACAUUACAUUUAUGCAUUUGGCAGACGCUUUUAUCCAAAGUGACUUACAGAGCCCUUAUUACAGGGUCAAUCCCCCCGGAACAACCUGGAGUUAAGUGCCUUGCUCAAGGGCACAAUGGUGGUGGCUGUGGGGUUUGAACCAGUGUCCUUCUGAUUACUAGAUUACCAGUUAUGUGCUUUAGACCACUACACCUUUAAAUGUAUGAAAGUUGCCAGUCAUUCUAUAAAACGGACAUCCACAAAGACACACAAAAAAAAGACUUGGGUUAAAGGGAUAGUUCAUCCAAAAGUUGUAAAUCUCUCAUCAUUUACUCACCCGUAUACCAUUAUCUGAAUAAAGAACAUCAUAUGAGUUUAAGACGUCAUUUUCAUUUUUGUGUGGACUAUUCCUUUAAUUAUGCAUCUUUUACAAAGAGGAAUAACAAUUGCAAUAUUAAAGACCAAGUUGUAAACAGAUGGUCUCAGAUGCGGAGGCAGCUGGGAUUCGUCCUCCGCCACCCAGAUUGAGGCGAAUCACUACCAUGAGGUACCAAGAGGACUUAAAAGUACAUUGGGAAUUGUGCAUUCCAAAUUGGGAGAAAUUUUUCAGUCAGUGUUUGUAAACUAGUGGGUUUUGAGACUCCUGUCUCAAAAAUGGCUCGCAAGGUCUGUUCUGAAAAUGAUGCUUAAUGCAUAAUAUUCAUGCAUAGUUAGACUAGCCAAAUAAAUAUCAUAUUGAAUCAUCCCAUAUCAACUUUUAAAAGGGACACUUCCCAUAGCACUUCCGAAAUGUUUUGUUGUUAAUGGUUAAGACUGUAUAAUUCAACUCUAUGGUAUUUUGGUAAUUCACCUGUCACUUGGUAAAAGCAAACCAAAUUAUGCAAGUGUCAACAUGGACAGAUUGCACACCUUCAUCCUCGAAAAUCAUGAUCAAAAUGACUGAAGGCAAUGUAAAACAAACCAGACUGCAUUACUGUGAAUGCAUUACUAUAUUAAAAGUUCACUUUCAACGGGGAUAAACAUGAUUUUUUUCAGACCAAUAUGUGUUUUGAACAGUGAAUUACUGCCUUAAUAAAUAAAAUAAAUAAUAAUAAUAAUAAUAAUAAUAGGAAAUUUCAACAUUUGAUUUUAAGGACAAUUUGGUUUACUUUUGCUCAAUAACCAGUUCUGGAACUGUGUUGG